Triplophysa rosa is the source of this 2178-nucleotide messenger RNA. Its product is annotated as zinc-binding protein A33-like. Lineage: Eukaryota; Metazoa; Chordata; Actinopteri; Cypriniformes; Nemacheilidae. Gene Ontology annotation, molecular function: protein binding. The record is from RefSeq and is a predicted model, not a curated record.
ACUUCAUGAACAUCAACAACGCUUUUCUGAACACUAUAAACAACAGAAUAUUACUACAGUCAUUGUAAGAGUGAACACAGCUGAUCUUUACUCGCAGUGAUGUCAUCCUCCAGUGAUCCAAUGACUGAGAGGCUUCUGUGUUGUGUCUGUAUGGACAUAUUAAAUGAUCCAGUCAGCACUCCAUGUGGACACAACUUCUGUAAAACAUGCCUGAAUUUAUGUUGGGACAACAGUCAAGACUGCAGAUGUCCAAACUGUAAUGAAACAUUCAAGCAGAGACCUGAUCUCAAGAUUAAUACAACACUCAGAGACGUUGUGGAUGAACAUAAGAAGAAAUGUCAUGAAGAACAAGCUGAAGUUGUGUGUGACAUCUGUAGUGAAGGAAAGCUGAAGGCUGUGAAGUCGUGUCUGGUGUGUCAGAGCUCUUACUGUGAAACUCACCUGGAGCCUCAUUUGAGAGUGUCAGGAUUACAGAAACACAAACUGAUUGAUCCUGUGAAGAAUCUGCAGGAUUAUAUAUGUCAGAAACAUGACAGACCUCUGGAGCUCUUCUGUAGAGAUGAUCACACAUNCUGGAAGGAUAUAAGAUGUGAAAGAUGUAAUGUUUUAUUGUCAUGUGUCUGUACAGUGUUGAAGUGGAUGCAGCAGUAUGCAGUGGAUGUGACUCUGGAUCCUCAUACAGCAAAUCCAUAUCUCAUUCUGUCUGAUGAUGAGAAACAAGUGAGAACUGGAGACAUGGAACAUAAACUCCCAGACAACCCAAAGAGAUUUGAUACAUGUGUAAAUGUCCUGGGAAAGGAGGGAUUCUCAUCAGGGAGAUUUUAUUAUGAGGUUCAGGUGAAGGGAAAGACUAAAUGGGAUUUAGGAGUGGUCAGAGAAUCUGUUGACAGGAAGGGAGAGAUCACACUGACACCAGAUGAUGGAUUCUGGACUGUGAUUCUAAGGAAUAAGAAUGAAUAUGACGCUCUCGCUGAUCCCUCUGUCUCUCUGUCUCUGAGUGUAAAGCCACAGAAGGUGGGUGUGUUUGUGGAUUAUGAGGAGGGUUUGGUCUCCUUUUAUGAUGUGGACAACAGAUCUCAUAUCUACUCUUACACUGAUCAAUCUUUCACUGAGAAACUCUAUCCAUAUUUUGGCCCAUGUUUGAAUGAUGAAGGUAAAAACUCAGAACCGUUGAUCAUCACACCUGUCGGUUUCAAAUUCUUAUAUGUACAAUAAUAGAUAAAAGGACACUUUCUAUAGCUUAAUAAUAAAAGGAUAACGUAGAAUUAGACACGUUUUUCUUUAUUUGCUCUCCAUUUUAAAAUAUACAAUAAAUGCAGAUUGCAUUAUAAAUGUAUUGUUAAAUGUAUAAAUGGAUUUUCUGCUGAUUUUCUGAUAUUUAACGAAUAUGUAAGACAUUUUUCUUAAACAUUUUAUUUACAUUAAAAUUAACCAAAUGAAUGGUAACGAUACUGUAUGUACCAUGCUCCUGUUUUAUUAUAUUUUUGGUAGCACUUUAUUUUACAGUCCAGUUUCCCAUCAACACACUGUGCACUUAUUACAGUAAAUAUAACAACUGGGUAGUAACAAGGUACUAACCCUGAACCUAAAACUAAACUUAAACAUGUAGUUACCUUAUACUACCCAGUACUUUCAUAGGUAUGUUCACUAUAUGUACACGUACUGUAAAAUAAAGUGCAACCAUAUUUUUAAUACACUGUAGUAUUUAUGUGAUACUCAAAACUAUUUUAUAGGAAUACAAUGAUGUUGGGAUGGUAGUGUCUAAAAGAACAGAAUAUACUUGUGAAAACUAAUCACAGGUCAGUUUUAUCUAAAUGCCAAAAGUCUGGGAGACUACAUAUCCCACAACACCAAGAUCAGGUUAACAUCUUGCCUUCAGAGAAAGUGAAUCUAAAUAUGAUUUUAUUGUAAAGUCUUAUCAAACAUGUAUAUCUUCCCAGAGCCUAUGUGAUCUUAUUUAUCUCAUCACAGGUGAAAAUGGAUAUGGUUUAAAACUGACCCUUAUGUUGCCUGAUUUUUUAUGGUUUUAUUGAGUAUUGAGUGAUUAUGUGGCUAUACUUUUGAUCAAAUAAUAUGCAAUGCUGGAUAUGAUUGACAAAUACUGCUUAUGCAAACAUAUAUUGAGGACUAAAUGUGAUUCAUGUGAGUAAUAUACCUUAUCUAUUACUUUGAAAUAUA